Prunus dulcis (almond) is the source of this 3492-nucleotide messenger RNA. RefSeq lists its product as uncharacterized. NCBI's taxonomy places the organism in Eukaryota, Viridiplantae, Streptophyta, Magnoliopsida, Rosales, Rosaceae. The coding region runs from base 1 to 3492 and encodes 1163 amino acids. Gene Ontology annotation, molecular function: nucleic acid binding; RNA-DNA hybrid ribonuclease activity. Gene Ontology annotation, biological process: DNA integration. The transcript has a single exon. The record is from RefSeq and is a predicted model, not a curated record.
AUGGCAGAAUUCACCCACGAAAGUACAAAGGAACAAGAAGAGGAAGUUUUACAGGAGGAAGUAUUAGAUUUUGCACCAGCAGCAUUGGAUGACUCCCUGCCAGAAGUGGAGGAUCCUCUACAAGAAAUAAACUUAGGGACAGAAGAAGAUCCGAGGCCUACUUUCAUCAGCACACUUCUGAAAGAACCACUCAAGUCUGAACUCAUGGCACUUUUGCAAGAGUUCAGAGAUUGUUUUGCCUGGCACUACCACGAGAUGCCAGGACUGGACAGACAGCUAGUAGAACACAAACUGCCAAUCAAAGAUGGCUACCUUCCAGUUAAACAGGCUAGGAGAAGAAUGUCUAUGGACACAGAACUGAAGGUCAAGGAAGAGAUAGAAAGGCUGCUCAAGGCAGGAUUCAUCAGACCAGCCAUCUAUGCCGAUUGGCUAGCAAAUAUUGUAACUGUCCUCAAAAGAAAAACAGGGGCAGUUAGAAUAUGUGUGGAUUACAGAAAUCUGAACGAAGCAUCUCCCAAAGACGAAUAUCCUAUGCCAAUGGCGGACAUGCUAAUAGACGGAGCUGCUCAUAACCAGAUGCUAUCUUUCAUGGAUGGCAACGCAGGUUAUAACCAGAUCAUGAUGGCAGAACAAGACAUCCACAAGACAGCCUUCAUGUGUCCAGGGCAUAUAGGUGCUUUCGAAUAUAUUGUAAUGCCUUUCGGUUUAAGAAACGCGGGUGCUACCUAUCAAAGGGCAAUGAAUUCCAUUUUUCAUGAUAUGAUAGGACAUUCUUUAGAAGUAUACAUAGAUGAUGUGGUGAUUAAGUCUCCUGAGGAAGGAGACCACAUAUCAAGUCUAAGGAAGGCAUUCCUAAGAAUGAGGCAGCACAAGCUAAAAAUGAACCCCAAAAAAUGUGUUUUUGGAGUCCAGGCAGGAAAUUUCUUAGGAUUCUUGGUUCACCAGAGAGGCAUAGAAGUUGACAAGAAUAAAGCAAAGUCCAUCAUGGAAGCCCUACCACCUCGGAACAAAAAGGAACUUCAGAGUCUCCUAGGGAAAAUCAAUUUUCUAAGGAGAUUCAUAUCUAAUUCCGCAGGAAAGAUUCAGCCCUUUUCUUCCCUGUUAAGACUAAAACAGGAACAAACAUUCAAAUGGGAAGAACAGCACCAACGGGCAUUCCAAGAAAUAAAAGAUUACCUCUCAAAUCCACCAGUUCUGUCCCCACCAAAGAGAGGCAGACCACUCAAACUCUAUGUAUCUGCAUCAGAGGUGUCCAUUGGAAGUCUGCUAGUCCAUGACAACAAGGAAGGAAAGGAGCAGGCAGUUUACUAUCUAAGCAGAACACUGACAGAAGUGGAGAGAAGGUAUUCCGCAAUAGAAAGGCUUUGUCUGGCCUUGUAUUUUACUGCUGUAAAGCUCAGACAUUAUAUGCUGCCACACACUAUCUAUAUCAUCGCCAAGACAGACUUGAUCAAGUAUAUGUUGACAAGACCAAUGCUGAGGGGCAGAAUUGGGAAAUGGACUUUGGCUUUAACAGAAUUCACCCUCAGGUAUGUCCCCCAGAAAGCUGUCAAGGGGCAAGCUGUGGCAGACUUCCUAGCAGAUCACCCAGGAGAGGAAAUUGAAAACAUGGACUCUUUGGACAUAGCAAAUGCAAAUCUACUAACCAGGGCUCAUGUUUGCCUUAACAAUCCAAUCUAUUCGAUUCAUCUUACACCUUGGAAACUAUAUUUUGAUGGAUCAAAGACAGAUAAGGCUUCAGGAGCCGGGGUUGUUCUGGAAGAACCAUUGGGGAUCAGACAUUGCUAUUCCUUCCAGUUAGAUUUCCAGUGCACCAACAACAGGGCCGAGUAUGAAGCUUUGAUCAUAGGGCUUGAAAUGUUGGUAGAGUUAGGAGUCCAAUCCGUGGAAAUCUUGGGAGAUUCAAUGCUUGUCUUAAAACAAAUUGCUGGAGAAUACAAGUGUCUGAAUCCUUCCCUGGCUGUAUAUCUAGUAGCAGCUAGAAAUCUGUUGACAGAAUUUAGAGAAGCUACUUGGGAACACAUCCCAAGGGAAGAGAACUUUGCAGCCAAUGAACUGGCUCAGGUGGCAUCAGGCAUACAAAUGCCCGAAGACUGCGUCCAGAGGAUCAUCAAGAUAGGAAGAAAAAGUCUACCGUCGGUUUUGACUAGAGGAAUGGAGAUAGAAGUCAAUUCUGCCUUAAUCACUAAAGACGAUUGGAGAGAGCCUAUCAUGACUUACUUGCAGUAUCCCACUCUGCCCUCUGAGAAAAGAGUCAGAAUCAUGGCUACAAACUACCUCAUGUGGAAUGAAGAUUUGGUCCGAAAAAGUAAGGAUGAGGUGCUAUUAAGGUGCCUUGGAAAGACAGAAUAUAUGAAAGUCAUGGGAGAAACCCAUGAGGGGAUCUGUGGGGCUCAUCAAGGGGGAAGAAAGAUGUGCUGGUUAAUUAGAAGGUAUGGCUACUUCUGGCCAACCAUGUUGAAGGAUUGCAUCAAUUAUUCUAAGGGAUGUGAAGCUUGUCAAAGGCACGGCCCAAUCCAGCAGGCUCCUUCUGUUCCCAUGAAUCCAGUGGUAAAACCAUGGCCUUUUAGGGGAUGGGCAAUGGAUCUCAUUGGCAAAAUCUAUCCCGCCAGCAGCCAGCAGCAUUGUUUUAUCAUUGUUGCUACAGACUAUUUCACCAAAUGGGUAGAGGCCAAGCCAAUCAAAACCACAACUUCUCAAGAGAUCAUCACCUUUAUAGAAGAACAGAUCAUACAAAGAUUCGGCAUUCCAGAAUCAAUCACAACUGAUAGGGGUUCUUCUUUCAUAUCUAGGGAUAUGCUAGAUAUGGCAGAAACAUUCAAGUUCAAACUACUUCAAUCUACCCCUUAUUAUGCUCAAGCUAAUGGACAGGCAGAAUCAAGUAACAAGGUGAUUAUCAAUAUCAUCAGAAAGAUGCUAGAGAAGAAUCCAAAGCAAUGGCAUGAAAAGUUAUCAGAGACUUUGUGGGCAUACAGAACUUCAAAAAGAGAAGCAACUGGCAUGACCCCCUAUGCUCUAACCUACGGCCAUGAUGCAAUUCUGCCUAUGGAGAUAGCAGUCCAGUCUCUUAGAAUUGCUCACCAGCACAAUCUCACAGGAGAAGACUACUCUCAAGCCAUGUUACUUGAAUUAGAAGAAUUGGAUGCAAGUAGGAUUGACACCCUCAACAAACUCUUGGCAGGGAAACAGGCUGUAUCUAGGGCAUAUAACAAAAGAGUCAGAAACAAGAGUUUUGAAGAAGGAGAAAUAGUCGGGAAGGCAAUUCUGCCUCCUGGAGCACACAUAGCUGGGUAUGGAAAAUGGUCACCUACAUGGGAAGGUCCUUUUGUGAUUAGCCAGAUCCUCGGAAUGGGGGCAUAUAGGUUGCAGGACAGAGAUGGAGUUAUUCACAAUGCCCCAAUCAAUGGCAAAUGGUUAAAGAAGUUCUACCCAACCAUGUGGGAUUCACAAGCUGUACAGACAGAUCCCGGGAUAGGAAAAGAACAAGGCUAA